Molecule: messenger RNA, 748 nt
Organism: Apis laboriosa (Himalayan honeybee)
Lineage: Eukaryota; Metazoa; Arthropoda; Insecta; Hymenoptera; Apidae
Product: venom allergen 5-like
Exons: 7
Coding region: 1-675 (224 amino acids)
Source: RefSeq, a predicted model, not a curated record
AUGGCGCGGGAGGGAACAAUUCGACUGACAUUGAUUUUCAUCUUCGUUUCAACCGCUUCGGCGGAUGUUAAUUCCUGCAUUGGCAAGGCUUUGCUGAAAUCCGACCAAGUAUCCUGUCAAGAUAAACAACUAAUUUUAGAUGAGCAUAAUGAUAUUAGACAAAAAAUAAGUUUUGGAGAGAUCCAAGGAAUGCCUACUGCUGCCAAUAUGAGAGAGCUGACCUGGGACGAUGAACUUGCUGAUAUGGCGCAAAAUUGGGCAACUAAAUGUGCUGAGAUCCGCGAUCCUGUCAGACAUAUUCGGGGAUUCUAUGUGGAACAAAAUAUGCUUAAAACAAUUUCAUCGACGCAAUUCAACGAUUUGCCAGACUGGCGUCAAGCGAUCUACAAUUGGUUCAACGAAGUGCAAUAUAAGGGCGGUAUUAGCCAUUACAAUCAGAUAUUCUGGGCUAAUAGUCAUUUAAUAGGCUGUGGUUAUACUUACUAUUUUGAUGCGGGCCAUGGAUACAUCAAAAAUUACGUAUGCAAUUAUGCACCUGGCGAUAACGUAGACGGUCAUCUACCGUAUGAGCAAGGCCAACCUGCCUGUAGCAAUUACGGGAUGACUUCUUCAAGUCGAUUUAAAGGCCUUUGUUCUGCAGGAACCAAUAAUUAUCUGGGAACCCGGUGCAAUUAAUUGCUGUUUAAAUGCUGUUUAAAUGAAAACAGAAAAACAAAGUUCACAUAUUUUUAUCAAUGAUCGAUUAAGG